Sphaerodactylus townsendi is the source of this 3701-nucleotide messenger RNA. RefSeq names its product transcription factor EB (gene TFEB). NCBI's taxonomy places the organism in Eukaryota, Metazoa, Chordata, Lepidosauria, Squamata, Sphaerodactylidae. Gene Ontology annotation, molecular function: RNA polymerase II cis-regulatory region sequence-specific DNA binding; protein dimerization activity; DNA-binding transcription factor activity, RNA polymerase II-specific. The record is from RefSeq and is a predicted model, not a curated record. Gene Ontology annotation, biological process: positive regulation of DNA-templated transcription; humoral immune response; regulation of transcription by RNA polymerase II. Gene Ontology annotation, cellular component: nucleus.
UCCGGGGGGCUGCGGGAAUAGAGGAGCCCCAGGCGACGGACAGGGGAGUGAGCGCGACGAGUGACCGGAGGCAGCGCAGCGGGGACGGGGAGGCGAAGGGAGGUUGGCGAAGUUGAAUCCGGUCUAUCGAGUGGCUUCGGUGGUUUUGCCUAAGUGGUCUGACCUUCACGGGAGGGACUUUAAGUGACCCUUGGGCAGAAUCAAAGCGUGCACUAUGGCGUCACGCAUUGGCCUGCGGAUGCAGCUCAUGCGAGAGCAAGUACAGCAAGAGGAGCAACGGGAGCGCAUGCAGCAGCAGGCAAUGAUGCAUUUCAUGCAGCAACAGCAGCAAAUGCCAAUAGCUCCAACCCCUGCCAUCAAUACGCCGGUUAAUUUCCAGUCUCCACCCCCUGUGCCCGGGGAAGUCUUAAAGGUUCAGUCCUUCCUGGAGAACCCUACCACUUACCACCUGCAAAGGUCACGAGACAAGAAGGUCCAAGAAUACCUGUCUGAAACGUAUGGGAACAAGUUUGCUCCUUUGCUCAGUGCUCCGUCUCCCAAGCCUCCCCCUUCAGCAUCACCUGGUGUCCGGCCAAGCCAUGUCAUGUCGUCUUCUGCAGGGAACAGCACCCCGAACAGUCCAAUGGCCAUGCUUAACAUUGGCUCUAAUCCAGAGAGGGAGAUGGGUAGUGCCAGUGAAGACAUCAUGCAGUUGGCAACUACUGUAGGCUGUAGUAAUCAAAGCAGUAUGUAUGCACCUAAUACUCUACCACUCUCUAGCAGCCAUAUGAAUGUAUACAGCAGUGACCCUCAGAUGACACCCUCCCUGGUUGGCAUCACCAGCAGUUCCUGCCCUGCUGAUCUCACCCAGAAGAGAGAACUCACAGAUGCUGAGAACCGUGCUCUGGCAAAGGAACGUCAGAAGAAGGACAAUCAUAAUCUGAUUGAAAGAAGACGAAGGUUCAACAUCAAUGAUCGUAUUAAGGAACUGGGAAUGCUGAUCCCUAAAGCUGGAGACCUGGAUGUACGCUGGAACAAAGGGACAAUCCUGAAGGCCUCUGUGGAUUACAUCAGAAGGAUGCAGAAGGAUCUGCAGAGGUCACGAGAUCUCGAGAAUCAUUCUCGACGUUUGGAAAUGGCGAACAAGCACCUCUGGCUCCGCAUACAAGAGCUAGAGAUGCAGGCUAGAGUCCACGGACUGCCUGCCACUUCACCCUCCGGCAUGAAUGUGGCUGAAUUAGCUCAUCAGGUUGUAAAGCAAGAGGUCUCCAGGGAGGAGGGGACAACAACUGAGAUCCAGCAGCAGCCACCACUACAUCCUGAUCAGGAAACUCGGCACCAGCCUUCCUAUGCUCCUCCACAGUCCCCUUACCAUCAGCUGGACUUCACACACAGCCUGAGUUUUGAUGACAACUCCAGAGGAUUCCAUGACCCGCUAGACCCCAGCCAAAACGUCUCCUUCCCCUCUUUGUCCAAGAAGGAACUGGACUUGAUGUUAAUGGAAGACACCAUGCUGCCUGUGGCAUCUGAUCCCUUGUUCUCUGCUGUGUCUCCUGAGGCUUCAAAGGCUAGCAGUCGCAGAAGCAGCUUCAGCAUGGAGGAUACAGAUAUGCUGUGACUGGAAUUGUCCAAAGCAGAAAAGACUAGGAGUCAAAUAUUGUUGUGAAGAUUCAUCUCUCUCCGCCUUGUCCCCACAGACCCCUUCAAGGGUUAGUGGGACUAAACAGAAAUGCAUCCUGAACUGGAGGCGGUUUGUGCCCGGGGGAGGGUGGGUGUUGGCACAAGGAUCAACACCAGUUCUGGGAAUGUUAAUCCCCCCAAGCUUCCUGUGUGUUCCAGCUUGCCAAAAACUGAGUGGUCCUGCCUCACCUGCCAUGGCCACAAGGCAAUCAUGGUCUUGCAAUCCUUUUACAGCCCCUGUGAUUCCUCCAGGUGCAUCUCAGGUGCCUUCAUGCCACGUAUCUUUCAAAACCUCCUUGAGUGUUCUGGCAACAGUGUGAUCUUGGUGUUGAUGAUGGCCAGGCAACAGUUUGUCCUAUUUGAAAAGUGGCUUUAACUGAGCCUUGAUGCUCAUGUAUUCUUGCAGACCAGUGCGUCCCCAAAGGAUCUCUGUGCCCUUUGCUCUCCUUCCCUAUCCACCGCCUCUUUAGCUUCUGUCACCAGGCAGUUGAGAGCAAUGGCUUGCUUCAGAUAUGCUCCUACAUUGGGUUUUUUCCCCUCAAAUAGGGCAGAGAAAUCCAGUACACUCUGCAAGAGGGAGGGUGUGGUGCUAUUGACUAAAAGUGUGUGAUAGGUUGUUUUAUAUCAGUCCUAUGGUAUGAUGGAGCGAUAGUAUUAGAACUCUCACAGAAUCUUUCCAAAGUUAGAUGCCUAAGUGGGAUGUAGCAAUUUUAGUUAAAUUAUUUGCAGACUUCCAAAAUGCGCACUCCAUUAAAGCACAUUUCAGACUCCUGGUCAGAACUUAUGCUUCUGAGGUCUAAGUUUGGAUUUGACCUCUCUUUUGCGUAGUAUUUUUGCCAAAAAUACAAGGUAUCCACAUGUGUAUGUGAGGGAGAAGUGGGCAUUUUGAACGUUAAAAAAACCAACAAUUUGCCCAGCAAAAAUCGCGAAACUGCUUUAAAUAAAAAUUAAAAUGAAGAUUGACAACUGUAAAAACGUUCAAAAUACCUCUGUUUUUGUGUAUGUUUCUCCUUCAGCUAGGAUGGUGGGGUUUGUUCAUAUUGGGUUUCCAUGUAAAUUACUGAGGCCACAGGCCAGCUACCUAACUUGGAAUCUGGUUCCUGCUGGCCCAUGCUCCAUUGCAUUGACCCUUUUGCACUGGAUGUUAGAGCUAUGCUACAUAUUUUUAGAGAUCUGAAGAAUUCCAUCCUUACCCCAAGUUUCCCUCGUUCCUGAAAGAAACUCCUUGAAUCCUCAUAGAUUGUAUUCCCUACCUUUCUCCAAGUAGCUCAGGUCAGUGUAUGUUGUUUUCCCUCCCUAUUGUACCCUCUAAAUAACCCUGUGAUGUCGCUUAGGCUGAAAUACUGAUUUAUCCCAAGCAAAUGAACCAAGGAGCUAUUAAUUGAUCAGUGAGCUUUAUGAUAGUAUGGGGAUUUUUAGCUGGGUUUCCCAGAUCCCUGUUUUGCACCAGUUUAUUUAAAUUUGUUCAGUAAAUCGUUGAAACUUAGCAGUGGCCUGUUGUAAAUUAGCUCAGCUCUAAGGGCAGAUUCAUUUAUCUACUUGCAUCAAAUACCUGUGUUUGGGGAGAAGCGGUGCUCUUUCACUAUACAUCCAUGUGCAUCUGUUUCUAUUCAAAGCACAAAGGAAAAGCUGCCACUUUAUCAUACUUCUUAGUGGUUAUAAACUGGCGUUUGUACGUGUACUUAUAUUUGGUGGUACAGAACACGCAAGUAUAUGAAACUCUUCUGCCCCUGUAUAUCCCACUUGGGACUCAUGCACAAUUCAAAUGAAGAUAGAGACCAUGUACGACACCACCACCACCACCACCCAUUUUCCCUCUUUAAUUCACCACUGCUUGAAAGAAAUAACUUGUAUGAGUUCAGGAAAAAUGUAGUUUGGCUUACUUUCAUAACAUUAUUUGAGUGUUCUGGCACCAAGAGUUUCCAAAAUAUUAGAUCUCUAGAUAGCAGAUAGAUAGAGACAGAUUCUCAGUUGCAUUUUAUAAAUGAGUUUACUAACUAUAAAGGGGGGGGGGGGUUUGCAUGGAGAUAAAAUAAGAAAUC